Messenger RNA from Vitis vinifera (wine grape), 8039 nucleotides. RefSeq names its product putative disease resistance RPP13-like protein 1. Lineage: Eukaryota; Viridiplantae; Streptophyta; Magnoliopsida; Vitales; Vitaceae. Gene Ontology annotation, molecular function: ADP binding; protein binding. The record is from RefSeq and is a predicted model, not a curated record. The transcript has 11 exons. Gene Ontology annotation, biological process: defense response to other organism. The coding region runs from base 101 to 3976 and encodes 1291 amino acids.
CCUCUUUCUUCUAAGGGUCAAACUCUUCCUCGUUGCUUUGCAUCUGCUUUCUUUCAUUCUUCUCUGAUCCAGUAUUCACUUCCCUUGCAAACCAACAGACAUGGCCGGGUCUGUAGCAGGAGGAGGAGCACUUCUCUCGGCUUCUCUCCAAGUUCUAUUUGAUCGGAUGGCUUCUCGCGACGUCCUCACCUUCCUCCGGAGACAGAAACUCAGUGAGACGCUCCUAAGGAAGUUGCAGAUGAAAUUGCUGGAAGUUCAGGCAGUGCUGAAUGACGCCGAGGCCAAGCAAAUCACGAAUUCAGCUGUUAAAGAUUGGGUCGAUGAGCUGAAAGAUGCAGUGUAUGAUGCGGAGGACCUGGUGGAUGAUAUCACCACUGAAGCUUUACGACGCACGAUGGAGUAUGAUUCUCAAACUCAGGUACGAAACAUCAUCUUUGGUGAGGGGAUCGAGUCCAGGGUAGAGGAGAUCACUGACACACUAGAAUAUCUUGCACAAAAAAAAGAUGUUCUCGGGUUGAAAAGAGGCGUUGGAGAUAAAUUUUCACAAAGAUGGCCGACAACUUCCUUGGUAGAUGAGUCUGGGGUGUGCGGUAGGGAUGGUGAUAAGGAGGAGAUAGUUAAAUUUUUGUUGUCCCAUAAUGCAAGUGGGAAUAAGAUAAGUGUGAUCGCCCUGGUGGGUAUGGGCGGUAUUGGAAAGACCACACUUGCUCAGGUGGUCUAUAAUGAUAGGAAAGUGGUGGAAUGCUUUGCCCUUAAAGCAUGGGUUUGUGUUUCAGACGAAUUUGAUCUUGUCAGGAUAACGAAAACAAUUGUUAAGGCAAUCGAUUCCGGGACUUCUAAAAAUUCGUCUGAUGACAAUGAUUUGAAUCUGCUUCAACUUAAACUGAAGGAGAGACUUAGCGGGAAGAAAUUCUUUCUUGUCCUUGAUGAUGUUUGGAAUGAAAACUAUAAUAAUUGGGAUAGGCUACAAACUCCCUUCACUGUUGGCCUACCUGGAAGUAAGAUUAUUGUAACUACACGUAGUGAUAAGGUUGCAUCAGUCAUGCGUUCAGUCCGUAUUCAUCAUUUGGGACAGUUAUCCUUUGACGACUGCUGGUCCCUAUUUGCAAAACAUGCAUUUGAAAAUGGAGAUUCUAGUCUACAUCCAGAACUACAAGAAAUUGGCAAAGAGAUUGUGAAAAAGUGUGAAGGAUUGCCUUUGGCUGCAAAGACCCUCGGGGGUGCCUUAUACUCAGAAUCACGAGUAGAAGAAUGGGAAAAUGUAUUGAACAGUGAAACUUGGGAUUUAGCAAAUGAUGAAAUUCUCCCUGCCUUAAGGUUAAGCUAUUCUUUUCUUCCUUCCCAUUUAAAGCAGUGUUUUGCAUAUUGCUCAAUUUUUCCUAAAGACUACGAAUUUGAAAAGGAAAACUUGAUUCUAUUAUGGAUGGCAGAAGGUUUUUUGGACCAAUCUGCAAGCAAGAAAACAAUGGAAAAGGUGGGUGAUGGGUACUUUUAUGGCCUAGUAUCAAGGUCAUUUUUUCAGAAGUCUAGUAGCCACAAAUCAUAUUUUGUAAUGCAUGAUCUCAUCAACGACUUGGCUCAACUUGUUUCCGGAAAAUUUUGUGUUCAGUUGAAGGAUGGUAAGAUGAAUGAAAUUCCUGAAAAGUUUCGCCACUUAUCAUACUUUAUAAGUGAAUAUGAUCUCUUUGAGAGAUUCGAGACCCUUACUAACGUGAAUGGCCUUCGGACCUUCUUACCCUUGACCCUAGGCUAUUCGCCUAGGUAUCACUUGAUGGAUAAGGUUUCAAAGAGUAGGGGACCAUGCAAUUAUGGUUAUUCACCAUGGUUUCGAUUGAGUAAUAGAGUUCUAAAUGAUUUAAUAUCGAAAGUUCAAUAUUUGCGGGUGUUGUCAUUGUCUUACUAUGGGAUAAUUGAUUUGUCUGAUACAAUUGGAAAUUUAAAACACUUGCGCUAUUUGGACCUUUCCUACACAUCCAUCAAAAGGUUACCGGAUUCGGUUUGUAGUUUGUAUAAUUUACAAACAUUGAUAUUAUCUUUUUGUAAAUAUCCUGUUGAAUUGCCUAUAAUGAUGUGCAAAUUGAUAAGGUUGCGCCAUCUUGAUAUUAGGCAUAGCAGUGUCAAAGAGAUGCCAAGUCAAUUGUGUCAAUUAAAAAGUUUACAAAAAUUGACUAAUUAUAGAGUGGACAAGAAGAGUGGGACAAGGGUUGGAGAGUUGAGGGAGCUUUCCCACAUUGGUGGCAUUCUUCGCAUUAAAGAGUUGCAGAAUGUGGUCGAUGGUAGGGAUGCCUCGGAGACUAAUUUGGUAGGCAAGCAGUACCUGAAUGAUUUGCGGUUGGAGUGGAAUGACGAUGAUGGUGUUGAUCAAAAUGGAGCAGACAUAGUGCUCAACAACUUACAACCUCAUUCAAAUUUGAAGAGACUCACGAUUCAAGGAUAUGGUGGUUUAAGAUUUCCAGAUUGGUUGGGAGGUCCCGCAAUGCUGAUGAUCAAUAUGGUGUCCCUACGUCUCUGGCUUUGUAAGAAUGUGUCAGCCUUCCCACCUCUUGGACAACUACCCUCUCUUAAACAUUUAUAUAUCAAUGGGGCGGAGAAAGUAGAAAGGGUGGGUGCUGAGUUUUAUGGGACUGAUCCUUCCUCAACUAAGCCCUCCUUUGUAUCCCUAAAAGCUCUGUCGUUUGUGUAUAUGCCAAAAUGGAAGGAAUGGCUGUGUUUGGGAGGCCAAGGUGGAGAAUUCCCUCGUCUCAAGGAGCUUUAUAUACAUUAUUGUCCCAAGCUAACUGGGAACUUACCAGACCAUCUGCCAUUGUUGACGAAACUAGAGAUUACAGAAUGUAAGCGGCUUGUGGCUCCACUUCCAAGGGUUUCAGCCAUCCGGGAAUUAACGACGAGGAAUAAUGGUCGUGUGUCUUUGAUGAGCCCGGCUAGUGAUUUCAUUUGUCUUGAGAGUUUGAUUACUUCAGACAUCUCACAGUGGACGAAACUGCCACCAGCACUGCAGAAGCUCUCGAUUGAAAAAGCCGACUCUUUGGAGUCCCUACUGGAGGAGGAAAUAUUGCAAAGCAAUACUUGUCUUCAAGAUUUGACAAUCACAAAAUGUUCUUUUUCCAGAACCUUGCGCAGAGUUUGUUUGCCCAUUACAUUGAAAUCAUUGCGUAUCUAUGAAUCGAAUAACCUAGAGUUGCUCCUACCUGAGUUCUUCAAAUGUCACUUCUCUUUACUUGAAAGGUUGGACAUCCUCGAUAGUACUUGCAAUUCUCUCUGCUUCCCGCUCAGCAUCUUCCCAAGGUUGACUUCUCUUCGGAUCUACAAAGUGAGAGGCCUUGAAUCCCUCUCCUUUUCAAUUUCAGAGGGGGAUCCUACAUCUUUUAAAUACUUGUCCGUCAGUGGGUGCCCCGAUCUUGUGUCUAUUGAAUUGCCAGCGCUCAAUUUCUCACUAUUUUUCAUCGUCGAUUGCUGCGAGAAUCUCAAGUCGCUGUUGCACAGAGCUCCAUGCUUUCAGUCAUUAAUAUUGGGAGAUUGUCCUGAAGUGAUAUUCCCAAUACAGGGUCUUCCCUCCAACCUAAGUUCACUUUCAAUUAGAAACUGUGAAAAAUUCAGAUCCCAGAUGGAGUUGGGUCUACAAGGUCUGACGUCUCUUCGACAUUUCGACAUUGAAAGUCAAUGUGAAGACUUGGAGCUAUUCCCAAAGGAAUGCCUGCUGCCCUCCACCCUUACCUCUCUCAAAAUCUCACGUCUUCCAAAUCUCAAGUCUCUGGACAGUAAGGGGCUUCAACUGCUCACCACUCUUCAAAAAUUAGAGAUCAGUUACUGCCCUAAGCUCCAAUCCUUGACAGAAGAGAGGCUGCCCACCUCCCUCUCUUUUCUAACAAUCGAAAACUGUCCAUUGCUGAAAGAUCGGUGCAAGGUUGGGACAGGUGAAGAUUGGCACCAUAUGGCUCACAUUCCGCACAUUACGAUAGAUGGCCAACUUUUGUAAUGAAGGCUUUUUACAUGUUUCGUGAAGCUGGAGCACCAAGAAGCCCUAUGUUUCCAAGAGUAGAGACUCCUGAGAUCUUGAUAAUCUGAUUUAAAAUCAUCUUAAAUCAGGUUAAAAUGGGCAUCAACACUUUCUGAAAGACUCGAAGUAGCUCCACAAAACUUCUUUCCAUGGGCUGAUUUAUUGAUAUUCAUAGCAGGCUAUCAAUUUGAUUUGCAAAAUGCUACAGAUGUGGCUGUUCAAUUCUCACAUCAACGAAUUGUUCAUAUAUCCUAAGCUUUUAGCCUUGAGUUUCUCAACAUUGCCGGAGGCUUUUGGCAACUAUCCAACCAUUUCAACUCUCUUCAAGAAUUGUUCUCAGACCGGCUCGGAGAACUUCUAAGAAGAAACGAAGUUUCCUUGCGACAACUGAAAACAUGUUAGUAUAGAAUUUUCCUUGGAAAACUAUUGUUCCAAAAGGCCUAUGUUUUCCAAACUUGAUAUACUUGCAUCAACAGCUUCAACAAUACCUUCUAUCAUCACAACAGCCUCUAAUCAUACACUAACUAUUUUUUCAUAUCGGCUUUGCCUUAAGGAAUUGUGAAUUCAUUGGAUCAACUCAUACCACCACUCUCCAUGCAUAAAUUUUAACAAGUACAAAUAUUUAAAGUUGGAUGGUUUAACUAUUAAAUUCUGUUGAUUACCAUUUUGGAUCUUUUGGAGCAGUUCCAGGAAGAAGAUUUGCCAUUGUCUGCCCAUGCAAUAGACGGUCUUUAGUUGCAAGUGAGAUUUGACGACUUAAACCAUUUUCAGGAAUGCUUCUUAAGAUACUACAAUAAAUACCACAAUUUGCUACCAUAAUUUUAGGCAUAAACAAAUUUUUAUGGAAAAAAGAAGUUUUUUGUAAUAAAUUUUAUUUUUAUGGCAAAAAGGAUUUUUUUUAAAGAUGAAGUUUCUAUUCGUAACAAAAUAUCAUAUUUAACCACAUCAUAUAUUUGUGUCAAAUAAUAUGAUAACAAAAUAUAUCAUACUAGUGAAUCCCCUUUGCCUAAUUUCGAUGCUCUCCUCGUCAUCCUUCUUGCUAUGGUGAUGAAUCCAAUGAUCUCUCUCUUCAGUCGCAGCAACAAACCCUGCCACUGUGUGGAGGUAUUUUCUUUUACCGUCUGUUUGGUUUCUUUAAUUCAAUUUUGAAGUUGAGUUAUUGUGUGUGUUUGUGGACAAUUCUAUUUCGAUGUUUGAACAAGAAAUUCACAAUGAUGAAUGUGAUUUGGGUCCUACUCCGAGACCAGUUGGUGAUUCUAGUUGAAGCCCUCUUGUUUUCUUGUGCAGUACUAUCUUUAUCAUCAGGGAAAAUAAAUGAAAAUGGACAAGCCAAGCCACUAAAAUGAGUGGCCUCACUAGAGAUCAAUCUGAGAAAACUUAGGAUUGUCCCUGGUUGUGAAUUAAGUUUUAGAAACACCCUCCUCUGCUUUAUUCCAUUUAGCAAAAAGCAACGUCUAAUAUAAGGUUUCACUAUCCUUAGAGCCAAACACAACUCCAUGCCCGACACACAAUAAUACCAUGGUUGAAAAUACAUAUACAUACAGGAGAAAGCUUGCCAAAGAGCUGCAUAAAUGUGAUGGUGAUUGCAAUAUAAUGAAUAAUUCCAGGCUUUGUAACCAAAAAAAAUAUACACUGCACCAAUUUGUAUUGUAGUGAUAAAUUUCUAGUUGUUUUUUCUCAUUGUUUACUAGAUUGAUGUUCUUGCCAUGUCUAUAUAUGAUACUUCUUCCAACUUGUUCUUGACAAAUGGUAUGUUUUGAUUCUUGUCCAGUUUUCUGUGAGCAUGGGAUGCUUAUCUGCUUCAUCAUUUUUCGUUAUUCUUGAAGAUCCUUUUAAGAUUUAGCUGUGUUGUUCUCAUAAGUAAAAUUUUAGGUUUGAGGCAGCAAGCUUGUAGGGCACAAAUCUGAAGUAAGUUCAUUAGAACUCAACAAAACCUUGGAUGCAUUUUCUUAUGAUGGCUAAAGGACAACCAAUCUUAAUCCUUGAUUUUAAAUCCUCUGGUGUGUGGGCUGAAAUGAUCCCAUAAUGAUAGAGAACUUGCAUCAAGUGGUAAUGAUAAUCAGCAUUCUUAGCUGCUAGUUUUGAAGUUGACGGACCUCACAGCUGCUGUGAAGGCCAUAGCCUGGUCACCUCACCAGAGCAGCCUCCUCGCAUCUGGAGGUGGGACUGCCGAUUGGUAUAUCCGCUUCUGGAGUACUACAAGUGGGAAUCAAUUAAACCAUGUUGACAAAGGAAGCCAGGUAUGCAAUCUGGCAUGGAGUAGGAAUGUGAACGAGCUAGUCAGCACACAUGGCUAUUCGCAAAAUCAGAUUAUGGUCUGGAAACACCCAUCAAUGACAAAGGUUACUACUCUAACUGGUCAUAGUUUGCUGGUACUCUAUCUUGCCAUGUCAUGGGAUGGUCAGGUACAGUGCUAUCUAUAUAUAACCAUAUAUACCUAUUUAUAGAUGCAUAAGUGAAUUCUAUGAGUGAGUUCCCAGGCAUAACUUACAAUUGCAUAUGCACAUUGUGGUUUAGGAAUAUCUUCCCUUCCAUGAAAACACCAGUAAGCAUGACCAAACUUCAAAAAAACAAUUAGUGGUUAACUUCCAUCAUCCUAAUUAAUAUUUUCAUCCUUUUUUUUUUUUUUUUUCUCUUUUCGAGCACGGGUCAAAGAUCGUCUUGGGACGAAGGCAUAUUUGAUGAAAACUUUGCACAUAUGGGCACAAAUCUAAAGUAAAAUUUAGCUGUGUUGUUUAUAUUUAACCACAGCCAGGCAGAGAAGUGGCGUAGGGACAGAAUAAACUCGCAGCUUGCUACUCUCAGUAAGCUAAUCCCCAAGUCUGAAAAGGAGUAGUGUUUUUUGAGUUCACUAAAUCGCUCUAUCAGCACUGCCGCAGAAAUUUCUCAUUCAACUACUAUUACCGGAGUUGUAGAACUCUCAUAUUGUAGUCUUCUUCUGAAUCAGUUAGAGUCCAGAGACUUUCUCACGAUGAUUCUGGUUCACUUGGAUAGGCCUGAAGCCAAGAACGCCAUUGGGAAGGAGAUGCUGAGAGGCUUACAAAACACGUUUGUAGCUAUUAUCAUUGGAGUUGGAUGAUAACUCCCAUUUGGCUGUGAAGAAGGUAGACGGUAGAGGCCAGGAUGCUGAGAGAGAAUUUGAGGUAUAUAUCAUUGUUGGUGGUGGUGUUGUUGUCCUGGUUCAUUUUUUUUCCCACUUUUUUGGUAAUACCCUUGAUUGGUAACAGGAUCAUGGUUUAAGAAACCAGAAUAGAUCUUCAGUGUUGGAUUGAUGAAUAAUGACUUGACAUCUUUGCUUUGUCUGUAUGAUUGCUAGUUGAAGUAACACUGCAAAUAAUUAUCACAUUAAAAGCGCAUUUAAUUUCCCUAUUGCUAGUAGUUAAGUCAUCUUUAAAUAUUUGUAUGUACUUUCAGAAGUUGGCAGCUGGGGCGGUUUUCAACAAGCCUUAUCUCGAUUAAUCCCCCACCCUGCUCAUGACCAUGUCAAGCUGAGAGCUUAAAAUCCACUGAAAUUUGUUGUAGCCCAGCGUCCUCUGCAGUCUUCAUUUUAUUUCAUACCUCAUCUGAUGGCCUUGCGGGCCAAUUCCACCAGCUGGACAAUAUUUGCUGAAGGGUGAAACACAUUUGAUAAAUAACAUUCAUUAAAUUCGAGUUUCUUAAACAUUUUUUUUCCUCUUAUAUUUUUAGGACAUGAACGAGUUUCUUAAACAUUAAAUUCGAGUCUGAUCUUCCGAGUGAAAAGCCCAGCAGAAACGCUUCUGAUCAUGCCUGGGAGACACAUGGUAGGUAGUGGCCAUUUUUGAAGUUCUCCAAAGAUCAAACUUGCAGACUUGUUCACUGAUGUUUAUGAUGUUUUACUAUUAAUCCUAUUCGAGCAAGAACGACAACUUAGAGAAACCAUCAAGAGAUAACCACAAGACUACCCCUCUGAUGUUCCUGUUUUGGCCAUGCUUGUGCAUGAAAAUCUAGGAAUUCUUACUCUGGAAAGAUUUAAAUUUCAGAAAUGGCCAUGGGAAGCUUAUAAAGUUGUAUUGGAUUUAAA